Molecule: messenger RNA, 261 nt
Organism: Exophiala oligosperma
Lineage: Eukaryota; Fungi; Ascomycota; Eurotiomycetes; Chaetothyriales; Herpotrichiellaceae
Exons: 1
Coding region: 1-261 (86 amino acids)
Molecular function (GO): protein dimerization activity; DNA binding
Source: RefSeq, a predicted model, not a curated record
AUGUCGGGAUCGGAGUCUCGCUUACACAUUGAUCGUCAAAAUGCCAAACGUGAACGAACACGAUUCUAUCGACGCAAGAAAAGCCUCUUCAAGAGUGGGUACAACCUGCACAAGCAAUGUCGUGCUGAAGUCCACAUUCUGAUCCGGAAGAACGGACGGUCGUAUAUUUUGAGCUGUGCGGAAGACGGUAAACCACCAUUUUCAGACCAAGCCCUAGUACUUGACAAUCACCUCAUAUUCAUGAUCCUGGAAAGGUAUUGA